CGAGUUUUUCCGAGAAGACCCGAUUCCUGAGGAUCAGCUGACCUGCCUGGUGCUUCGACAACUGUCAGGAAAGGACGUUUCUCUGUGGUGGAAUUAAAAUAAAAAUUGCACAAAAUCGAACAGUUCAGCGCUGACAUGCCGUCACUGCUGUUCUGCGGGCCAAAGAUGGCCGCCUGCGGGAUCGUUAUCAGCAUCUGGGGGGUCAUCAUGUUGGGAAUGCUGGGAAUCUUCUUCAGCGCCAAGUCGGCCGUGUUGAUCGAGGACGUCCCGUUCACCGAGGAGGACAUCCGCAACGAUAAAAAUCCUCCUCUCAACAUCUACAACCUCUACAGUCAGGUCGGCAUCAACUGCUUCAUCGCGGCGGCCGUCUACGUGGUGGUGGGCGCCAUCUCCCUGUGUCAGGUGCGACUGAACAAACGUCAGGAGUACAUGGUGACAUAGGAGUGUGACCUGCGACCUCUGGUGGUGCUCGGACGACGCUGCGAUUUAUUUAUUUUCUAAUGAAAACCGUUGUCUUUUGUGAUGUUUGUUGUAUGAAAAGUCCCAUCAUUCCUGAAGUGGUCGUUGUGCACGUGUGUGAACGUGAACGGUUUGUGUUUGUGUUCGUCACCAGGUGGUGCUGAAGUGAUGUUUGUGUUUAAAAUGGAAUUUAAACAAGUGUAAAAGUUGAUCUGCUGAAAACUGUGUAAUAAAAGUGUUAAGGUUUAAA
This is a messenger RNA of Cynoglossus semilaevis (tongue sole), 709 nucleotides long. It is a transcript of the gene rnasekb, whose product is annotated as ribonuclease, RNase K b. Lineage: Eukaryota; Metazoa; Chordata; Actinopteri; Pleuronectiformes; Cynoglossidae. Gene Ontology annotation, biological process: nucleic acid metabolic process. The coding region runs from base 136 to 441 and encodes 101 amino acids. The transcript has 3 exons. The record is from RefSeq and is a predicted model, not a curated record. Gene Ontology annotation, molecular function: RNA endonuclease activity.